Molecule: messenger RNA, 456 nt
Organism: Penicillium egyptiacum
Lineage: Eukaryota; Fungi; Ascomycota; Eurotiomycetes; Eurotiales; Aspergillaceae
Source: the annotation of a GenBank genome assembly
AUGAAGAACUCCUUUGUGCUUAGUGUCUUGGCAGCCCUUUGCCGGUCCGCCUUCAGUCUCGAAGAGGGAUCUUAUACAAUCGGAUCUGCUAGUCUUGAAAGCAGUGUGGUCUUGACCCAGGGAGAUGGGAUCGGUGGGCCUCUGGAAUUUCUUCCCAGGGAGAAUGGUGGCUUCCAUCAAACUUGGUACUUCACUCUAAAAGGCGGAAACCCUCGCGAUUUCCUGAUUGUCGACCCUGCUGGUAACUUCGUCAACUGUGGUGAUGAAGCAGGUACUCUUUGCGUCUCCGGAUCGGAGGAGCAGAUUUACACCGCCGAGCUUGUUGGUGACAACCGUUAUCAGCUCGUUGCAAAGACGUCUGGAUACUUCUUGCGUGCCGUUGGCCAAGAUUUGCAGCUUGCCGCAUGGGAUCAGAGUCCUAACGAGGAGUUUGUCUUGGAGUCGGCUGAAUACUAG